AUGCAAAAAAUUGAAAACUUUGAAGGUUUGCUGAGGAUUGGCGAAGGGACUUAUGGCGUCGUGUUUAAAGCAAAGGAUGUGACCACUGGGAAGGAUGUGGCGUUGAAAAGAAUUCGCAUUGAAAAUGAACCUGAAGGCGUUCCUUCUACUGCUAUACGUGAAAUUUCACUGCUGAAGAGCUUGAAGCAUAAGAAUGUCGUCCAGUUGUACGAUGUGGUGGUUGCAAAUGGUGCACUUUACAUGGUGUUCGAAUAUCUUAAUAUGGAUUUGAAGAAACUAUUGGACAAGCAAAAAUCUGCUUUCACGCCCCAGUUAAUUAAAAGCUACAUGUACCAGUUGCUCGAUUCCAUUAGCUUCUGUCAUGUCAAACGUAUUUUACAUCGCGACUUAAAGCCACAGAAUUUACUUAUUGAUGCAAAGGGACAGAUUAAGCUGGCAGAUUUUGGGUUGGGACGUACCUUUAGCAUACCAAUGCGUGCUUACACUCAUGAGGUUGUAACUCUAUGGUAUCGUGCUCCAGAAAUUUUGUUGGGUUCAAAAUAUUACGCUACUGGUAUGGAUAUAUGGAGUUUGGCAUGCAUUUUUGCUGAGAUGAUACAGCGACGUGCAUUAUUCCCCGGCGACAGUGAAAUAGAUCAACUGUAUCGCAUAUUUCGUACCUUCGGUACACCUGACAAUGCUAAUUGGCCAGGUGUGCAAAAUUUCCCAGAAUAUAAAGCUAAUUUUCCUAAAUGGGUUACACAAAAUAUUCCUGAUGCCAUUAAAAAUCACAGUGGCUUUGAUCUUUUUAAGCAAAUGGUGAUUUAUGACCCAACGCGACGCAUAACAGCAAAAAAUGCUUUAAAACAUCCUUAUUUUGAAAAUGUCGAACCUGUUACAGAAGUUGACCUACCGACUGAAUACCCAUGAAGAUUACGCUAUUAUCCUUACCUCGUAUUGCUGUUAUUCUAUUGGUGCUUUUUACGAUUUCAACUAUAGUAACAGUUUAACAGCAAAGACUGAACGUUGCCAAAAACAAAAACAAAGCGUUAAAAUCUCAAUCUUUAAACUAUACUUCAAGAAGCUUAGAGUCAAUUAAAAAUGGCACAGGGACGAUGUAAUAUAGUUUUAAUGUUAUCAUUAUGAAUUAAUUAUUAUAAUAAUUGUUUUAUAAACAAUUUUUUUACCUAAU
Molecule: messenger RNA, 1171 nt
Organism: Teleopsis dalmanni
Lineage: Eukaryota; Metazoa; Arthropoda; Insecta; Diptera; Diopsidae
Product: cyclin-dependent kinase 2-like
Exons: 6
Coding region: 1-909 (302 amino acids)
Biological process (GO): signal transduction; regulation of G2/M transition of mitotic cell cycle; regulation of gene expression
Cellular component (GO): nucleus; cyclin-dependent protein kinase holoenzyme complex; cytoplasm
Molecular function (GO): cyclin binding; ATP binding; cyclin-dependent protein serine/threonine kinase activity
Source: RefSeq, a predicted model, not a curated record